AUGCCUAUGCCAUCGGAACGGGCACAGAUAUAUGCUGAACCUUGGGCAAGGCAGGCCAAGGACUUGGGCUCGGUCACGGUGAAAGAAGACGACUACUUCAAGACAUCACACUCCGAUUCAUGGUCAACCGCCCGGGUGUUAGGGGACCAACAGUUCGUCACCUGCAUGGUUUGCGGGGAAUAA
This is a messenger RNA of Penicillium concentricum, 183 nucleotides long. RefSeq lists its product as uncharacterized. The transcript has a single exon. The coding region runs from base 1 to 183 and encodes 60 amino acids. NCBI's taxonomy places the organism in Eukaryota, Fungi, Ascomycota, Eurotiomycetes, Eurotiales, Aspergillaceae. The record is from RefSeq and is a predicted model, not a curated record.